AUGGCUGAUAAGUUUCCUGAGUUAGAAGACGAUCUAGUGCAAGAUGGAUUUGUUACUGGAGAUGGUGACGAAACAGAGUUUCUAAGAAGAGAAGCCGAGAUCUUAGGUGAUGAAUUCAAGACAGAGCAAGACUCCGAGCUUCUAAGUAAGGACGACUCUGAUUCAAAAACUCUUGGAACAUCUGUCAAUGAAGCAGAUGCCAUUGCAGCAGCAUCAUAUCAACCACAAGACGUCGAAGGUGUAUCGAACCCGGUAGAAGAAGAAGAAGACGACGACGAAUUCGGAGAACCACAGAGUAGUUCUGCUGAGCCUGUUGUAAGAGGGAAGUCCGAGGCUUUGGAAAACUGGAAAGCUAGACGUGAGCUUGAAAUUUCUGAAAGAGAUCAAGCUGAAGAUAAGGCCAAGGCAGACUUACAAGAGGAAGCUGCAAAACAUAUUGAUGAUUUCUAUGAAAACUAUAACAUUAAGAAGCAACAGGGAAUUGAUCAAACUCAAAAAGAAGCUGAAGAAUUCCUUGCUAAGACUCAUGCUUUUGCCUCUCAAGAUUUGACUGUUUGGGACAAAGCUCUUCAGUUGAUCAACUUGGAGGAUGCUGACAUUGUAGAUGGCAGAGAUAGAUCCAAAUUCAAGGAAAUCCUACAAAGGUUGAAGGGAAAUGGAUCCGCUCCAGGCGCCACUGGUCAAAAAUAA
Messenger RNA from Kluyveromyces lactis, 690 nucleotides. RefSeq names its product clathrin light chain CLC1 (gene CLC1). The transcript has a single exon. NCBI's taxonomy places the organism in Eukaryota, Fungi, Ascomycota, Saccharomycetes, Saccharomycetales, Saccharomycetaceae. Gene Ontology annotation, biological process: vesicle-mediated transport; intracellular protein transport. Gene Ontology annotation, molecular function: structural molecule activity. Gene Ontology annotation, cellular component: clathrin coat of trans-Golgi network vesicle; clathrin coat of coated pit. The coding region runs from base 1 to 690 and encodes 229 amino acids. The record is from RefSeq and is a predicted model, not a curated record.